Messenger RNA from Cydia pomonella (codling moth), 5946 nucleotides. Its product is annotated as proline-rich protein 36-like. Gene Ontology annotation, molecular function: RNA polymerase II complex binding. The coding region runs from base 199 to 4320 and encodes 1373 amino acids. The transcript is spliced from 23 exons. The record is from RefSeq and is a predicted model, not a curated record. NCBI's taxonomy places the organism in Eukaryota, Metazoa, Arthropoda, Insecta, Lepidoptera, Tortricidae. Gene Ontology annotation, cellular component: RNA polymerase II, holoenzyme. Gene Ontology annotation, biological process: mRNA 3'-end processing.
AUGGAGUUAUAAUUGAACGCCAUAACGCGGUUUUCGGCGGCGUUUUGUUAGUCAAAAAUAUUGUUAAGUGUACAAAUGUGUAGUUACUCGUGUAGUAAACAUGACUUAAUUAUAUUUAGAGACCCUAGUGUGAAUGUACUUUACUAAGACUUUAAGACCCCAGUGAUUUGUCAGUAAAAGUAAUGAACUUAGUUUACGAUGGGUGAAACGGAAGAAUUUAAUACGCUAACCUUUGAGAAGAAGCUUCUGCAGUUGAAAGAUACUCAGGAGAGCAUCCAAGGGUUGUCAUCGUGGUGCUUGAAGCAAAGAGCGCACCACAAGAAAAUAGUGGCCAGCUGGUUGAAUGUGCUGAAGCGCGUGAAGGUAGAACAGAGACUCACGCUGUUCUAUCUGGCGAACGAUGUGAUCCAGUACAGCAAGCGGAAAAACUACGAAUUCGUGGAGAGCUGGGGCCUCAAUUUGCAGAAAGCUACCCCGCUUGUGAGAGAAGAGAAAGUUCGGCAAAAGAUUCUUCGGAUAUUUAAAAUCUGGGAGCAGAGAUCUGUGUAUGAUGACGAGUUCCUCUCUGACCUGACUGGGCUGUUGAGUGCCGGCGCUGUUAAAAAGACUGAUGAUGAGGCUUUGGAUUUUCAACCUCAACAACUAGUGAAUAAAAUAAAGCAAUGUGCAGUAUUGGAGGCGGAUACAGACAUGAGGUUGAAAUAUAUCCAUGAGAGUCAUCUGCAGCUGUCCGAUGCUGAUGCCUUAUGUGCUAGUCUUAAGGAAUCUAUAUCAGAAGAUAAAAGUAAUAAAGAGGAUGUGGAAAAGGAGCUAAACGAGGGCAUAGGAUGUGUGGAGAGGUACACCCAAGCCCUACAGAGAGAGAUAGUUGCUCGGGAAGCCUUGUUGGCACUCCUGUCGUCUGCUAAUCAGUACUAUUCAACGCAGAGAGGUGAAGUCAAAGUGGUUGCUUAUGCGUACAAGAACUUCGGAGCCCGCGUGCGUGCUCUAAAGCGAAAGCUGGACGAGCUAAUACCAACCCUACCUAGCGCCGCCCCGUCGCCCCCUCAGAGAGACGAAGAUGUCCCCUCACCUGGGCCUGAUGAAGACCUGGACCUGCCCAACGCGGGCGACGAGGAUAACGAUGUGUCCUACAACAUCGACAAGACAUUCAACACGUCGCUGUCAGCGGAUGGCUCACUGUACAAUAUGGGUCUGUCUUCGUUCCUUAACUCUGACAACGCGCUCGCGUUGUUCAACGAGAGUCCGCCUAACGCGGCCAAUGUCAAUAGUGCUAAUAAAAUUGAAGUGAUAAAUUCGCGACCGAGCGAAAGUCAAGAUUUCAAUAUCAACGAUUUCUUGAAAACGCUGGUGCCUAGUGAGAAUGCCGCUAAUUCAGAUAACAAUUCAGUUGCGAGCGGCACGAUGUCCCAAAAGUCUCAGGAUGCGUUGCCGGGCUUAGAUCUACUGUCGGACGGCGGCAACCCCCCACCACCUACCUCCUUUUAUGGCAGCAUAUCUAAUAAUAUUGUUUCAGAAGAACCCGAACCUUACCGGCCUGAGGCGCCGCAAUGGAAUAACAACUCAUGGAAUAUGGUCCCGGCGCCGGUGCCCGUGCCCGUGCCCGUGCCCGUGCCGGUGCCGGCGCCGCUGCCGGUGCCGCUGCCGGCGGGGGCGCCGCGCGGCGCGCUGCCCGCGCCCCCGCCGCCGCCGCGCGCCUUCGUCGAGGCGCCCGCCUCCCCCCCGCACGCGCCCCUGCUCAUGCCCGACAACCCCGUCUACCCUAGGGUGUGUACUCACAUUAUACAUCUAGCUACACCCUGUCGUCCGCCGCCCGCCCCGGCGCGCUGCCCGCGCCCCCGCCGCCGCCGCGCGCCUUCGUCGAGGCGCCCGCCUCCCCCCCGCACGCGCCCCUGCUCAUGCCCGACAACCCCGUCUACCCUAGGCUACACCCUGUCGUCCGCCGCCCGCCCCGGCGCGCUGCCCGCGCCCCCGCCGCCGCCGCGCGCCUUCGUCGAGGCGCCCGCCUCCCCCCCGCACGCGCCCCUGCUCAUGCCCGACAACCCCGUCUACCCUAGGGUGUGUACUCACAUUAUACAUCUAGCUACACCCUGUCGUCCGCCGCCCGCCCCGGCGCGCUGCCCGCGCCCCCGCCGCCGCCGCGCGCCUUCGUCGAGCUACACCCUGUCGUACGCCGCCCGCCCCGGCGCGCUGCCCGCGCCCCCGCCGCCGCCGCGCGCCUUCGUCGAGGCGCCCGCCUCCCCCCCGCACGCGCCCCUGCUCAUCUACACCCUGUCGUCCGCCGCCCGCCCCGGCGCGCUGCCCGCGCCCCCGCCGCCGCCGCGCGCCUUCGUCGAGGCGCUCGCCUCCCCCCCGCACGCGCCCCUGCUCAUGCCCGACAACCCCGUCUACCCUAGGGGUGUGUACUCACAUUAUACAUCUAGCUACACCCUGUCGUACGCCGCCCGCCCCGGCGCGCUGCCCGCGCCCCCGCCGCCGCCGCGCGCCUUCGUCGAGGCGCCCGCCGCCCCCCCGCACGCGCCCCUGCUCAUGCCCGACAACCCCGUCUACCCUAGGGUGUGUACUCACAUUAUACAUCUAGCUACACCCUGUCGUCCGCCGCCCGCCCCGGCGCGCUGCCCCGCGCCCCCGCCGCCGCCGCGCGCCUUCGUCGAGGCGCCCGCCUCCCCCCCGCACGCGCCCCUGCUCAUCUACACCCUGUCGUCCGCCGCCCGCCCCGGCGCGCUGCCCGCGCCCCCGCCGCCGCCGCGCGCCGUCGUCGAGGCGCCCGCCUCCCCCCCGCACGCGCCCCUGCUCAUGCCCGACAACCCCGUCUACCCUAGGGUGUGUACUCACAUUAUACAUCUAGCUACACCCUGUCGUCCGCCGCCCGCCCCGGCGCGCUGCCCGCGCCCCCGCCGCCGCCGCGCGCCGUCGUCGAGCUACACCCUGUCGUACGCCGCCCGCCCCGGCGCGCUGCCCGCGCCCCCGCCGCCGCCGCGCGCCUUCGUCGAGGCGCCCGCCUCCCCCCCGCACGCGCCCCUGCUCAUGCCCGACAACCCCGUCUACCCUAGGGUGUGUACUCACAUUAUACAUCUAGCUACACCCUGUCGUCCGCCGCCCGCCCCGGCGCGCUGCCCGCGCCCCCCGCCGCCGCCGCGCGCCUUCGUCGAGGGUGUGUACUCACAUUAUACAUCUAGCUACACCCUGUCGUCCGCCGCCCGCCCCGGCGCGCUGCCCGCGCCCCCGCCGCCGCCGCGCGCCUUCGUCGAGGCGCCCGCCUCCCCCCCGCACGCGCCCCUGCUCAUGCCCGACAACCCCGUCUACCCUAGGCCGGCGCCGGUGCCCGCGCCGCCGCCGUGCGUGCUGGUGGACCUGUGCGAGUCGCCGCCGCACCAGCCCGUCAUUAUACCGGAGAACCCCGUCUAUCCGAGGAAUAUUCCCCAAGUGAAAGACAUUCCCCCCGCGGACGUGGACCACCGAGGCAUCCUCCCUCCGCCGCCGCCGCCGCCGAACCUACCCAUUAUGGGCCACAUGGAGGACGUGGACCACAGACUACUUCCCCUGCCGCCGCCGCCCAUGCCCGUCACGACGGCGCCGAGCCGGCACCCCGUACAACAAGACGUGGACCACCGCAACCUGAUCUCGCUCACGCAGCAGGCGCCGCGCGCGCCCGCGCCCGCGCCGCCCAACAACGCCGAUCAGGAUUACAGAGUGCCUCCGAUGGUUCCACCGACGGACAUCGUGGAAAGUGUCGACAUGGACCUGUCCGAGGACGAGGAGCAGCAGAGCAUGUUCCCCGGCCAGCCCGUGAACGACCGCCGCAACAGCUUCAACAACAACAAAGUGCUCGUCGGCGGCGACAACGGCAAGCAACACAACCUGGUCCGCAUCAACAGCUCCUCCAGCGACCGGGAGCUGCGCGAGCCGGGCCCGCAGCCGCCCCCGCCCCGCUCCGCGCCCGCGCGCCCCAUGCAGAACCCCUUCGACAACAUGCCGCCGGACCUCAAGUACAACAUGCCCUUCCAGAAGUACCCGCAGGACUUCGGCGACGGAAACGCCGACUACGACGACAGAAACGUCGACUUCGACGACAGAAACGCGGAGAGCGACGCGUACGAGGAGGACCUCCGGAGCCGGGGCCUCGAGAACCCCAACAUGAGGAACCCCUCGCCGCCCUACGAGGAUUUCAGGGAGGACUGGAACGCGCCCAGGUUCCCCAACAACAGGUACCCCAGGAACUGGACGCCUCGCGACAUGAGGCCGCGGUUCAGCCCGCAGCAGUUCCGCGCGAGGCCGCCCAGCCGGUGGCCGGGCCCGCGGCCGCCGCGGUUCUGGUGAUGUGGCCGCGCCGCACCACGUGGUAGACGUUCCUUAAACUUUGGCGCGAGUUUUAGCCGCGUUUUUGACGGUUGCGAGUAAAACAUUUGUGAGAUGUUUGAGUUGAGCGAAGUGACCUAUAUACUUUCAAUCCGUGAAAAUCGGUGUUGUUGUUGUGUAUCUAAAAUUACAAUGCGAUGGUUGUCAGAGAAAUUUAAUUCGUCUCGUAUCGAAUGUGGCCUUAUAUUAAUUUAUUGGACCGCUUUUGAUAUAUUUUAGUUCAGAUUAGUUGCAGACGUAACAAAAUGGUUGAAAGAUAUCUCUUUCUAAAGUUUUGAGAAGUGACAGUUUUGUAGUUGAUACUAUCUUGUAUUAAAUUUACCCUGGGACGCUCUUGUGAAAUGAAUGAUGUUUGGUUUUAUGAUUGUUUAUGUUUUAAACUUCUAAAAUAAAUCAACAGUGUCUCCUUAAUUUGAUCAUUCGGUUAUGAGACAGAUUUGGUUACUUACGUUCAAUAUAAAAUAUACUAAUACAGGCAUGAAAUAUCAAAUCGGUUACUCCUUACGAAAUUCCAUAUUAUAUAGUUUGUUAGUAUGAAAUUCGUAUGUAAAGUCAUGACGUAAAUAUUUUUUACUAUUUUUGAGGUUUUUCAAUUUAAUAAUUGAUAAAAGAGCUGGUUGCAUUUUGUAAAUACCAGCAGCAGUUUUUUGGCUCUUCAUUUCAUUAAUAUUAAAUUUACUUUAUGAACAUCGUUUUUUUAUUCGAAUUUACGACACUAGGAACUCGGAGGUACAAUAUGAACAAUUCCAGUGGGCCGUUUAACAAACGCCAGUAACCUGUGAUACAACUGAAGCCUCUUUCUAACAAAUAUACUUGUUAGAUAAUAUUUUUUUCUGGUAUACUGUUACAAGUGUUGAUAGAGUCAGACCAAGCUAAGUUGGCAGCGAUUUUGGAAGUCCAGACAGUGCAAGUGUUGUUUUAAAUGUCAAACUUGUAUGAAAUGAUGACGUUUACUUAACACUUGCACAGGCGGCGCUAACAAAAUCGCCGCCAACUUAGCUUGGUCCGACUCUAAAACGGCUCCUAGAAAUGUAAAGCAAUAACGUGUACAGAUCUCAUAUUAGUAGUAUCAGACUAAGCCAACCCUGCAUAGACUGCGAUGACAGCACAAAUGUCAAAUUUCUAUGAAUAUAUGACGUUUAGUAUGGCAAUUCCACAAGUGACGCAGAGUUAACUUGGUCCAACUUUCCCCUGAUCUUAUUGUCAUUCGACAUACAAUUUUGUCUUGAACUGAACAUGUGUAGAUAUGAAUUAGGCAGUUAGAGUCAGACCAAGCUAAGUUGGCAGCGAUUUUGACAUCCCAGACAGUGCAAGUGUUAUAUUAAACGUCAAACAACCAUGAAAUUAUGACGUUUACUUAACACUUGUCCCGGCUGGGCUAUCAAAAUCGCUGCCAACUUAGCUUGGUCAGACUACUCAAUUUUGUGAGAAACGUGGUCUGUAAAACACGCGCCAAGUUUAUUGCAAUAUGUAUGUGUAAUUGUUUAUAAAGAGUGAAUGUAAAUAGUUAUUUGAAAAGUUUAUUGAAAUCACUUCUGUGGUUUUUGUAAUUUUAUGUAUGAUGAAACAUACACAACUUGUUUUUAA